AUGAUUAAUUUUCAGGAGUGGGGGUUCCUCCGUACGCUGGUAGGGUGCUUCGUAACGGGUUACGGUGGAUACCUAGUUGGCGCUGUAUUCGUUCCUUGCCUUAAGCAGGUCGGUUCUUCAGGAAUACAAUUAGGGUUCCUUGGUGCAAUAGUGCCUUAUUGUGUGGAGCACUGGUAUGCCAUGGGAUCCCCGGAACUUAUUCUACUCAUCAGCGUGACGGUGUUUGUGGUCGAUUUUGCCGCUAUGGAUAAAACUGUCAGCGCUCACAUCCAUGUGGGCGGUUAUAUUUUCGGCCUCUUAUAUGGUUUCUCUACCAUCAAAUCAGUUGCCCUAUUCGACAGAGGCGUUGCUUAUCAGCGUUUUAUGAUAAAGCACUUCUCUAGAUGGCUCAGUGAUGCUGGGAAGGCACAGUACAUUCGCACCAUAGCUAUGUCGAGCCAAAGUGAAGCAGUUGCUAGAUUUCAAUACGAGUCGGCGGCAAAGGCCAACGAAAAACGUUGGGGUUGCAUCAAGCAUAUAUUAGGUAUUUAUCCAUUCGGUUCAUAUCGCAUGAGACGGCGUGACAUCAUUGCAAGGGUCGUAGCAUUCACCAUUAUGAUAGGCAUUUAUGACGCUGUUCCUGGUCAUGGGCUUAUACAAUGA
Babesia ovata is the source of this 642-nucleotide messenger RNA. Its product is annotated as rhomboid protease ROM4. Gene Ontology annotation, molecular function: serine-type endopeptidase activity. The coding region runs from base 1 to 642 and encodes 213 amino acids. The transcript has 3 exons. Gene Ontology annotation, cellular component: membrane. The record is from RefSeq and is a predicted model, not a curated record. NCBI's taxonomy places the organism in Eukaryota, Apicomplexa, Aconoidasida, Piroplasmida, Babesiidae.